This is a messenger RNA of Drosophila takahashii, 866 nucleotides long. RefSeq names its product chromatin remodeling complex subunit BCL7B-like protein (gene BCL7-like). NCBI's taxonomy places the organism in Eukaryota, Metazoa, Arthropoda, Insecta, Diptera, Drosophilidae. The record is from RefSeq and is a predicted model, not a curated record.
GCCUGCACAUAUCGAUUGCUUUUUGUUGUUGUAAAAUUGUAAAAUAAAAACCAUUUGCAAAUUUUGCCUUAAAAAACGAAUAAAACCAGCUUUUGGCGAACUUAAGGGCCGCAGCGACCAGCGAACGCGCAGGACACAGUAUUAUUCAGCACUCGAGGGCAGCGGAGAGGAGGAAGCGAGCGCAGGACAGCCGGGAAACGCGGAAAACACUUGGCGGCUUUUCGCGAGACGCCGACUUCCGCAGAGGAAAAGCGAGGAAAGCGAGGAAAACCGAGGAAAAGCAGACAUGUCGCGAAGCGUGCGGGCGGAGACGCGCAGCCGGGCGAAGGAUGACAUCAAGCGGGUGAUGCAGGCGGUGGACAAGGUGCGCCACUGGGAGAAGAAGUGGGUGACCAUCAGCGACACCACGAUGAAGAUCUACAAAUGGGUGCCCAUCGCCUCGGCCAGCGAGAAGAAGUCCAAGCUGGAGGCGUCGCCGAACUCUGCGGCCAACCGCCGUCCGCCCACCGGCUCGCAGGGGGGCGUGGCGCCCGUCGGCGGCGGCGGCGGCGGCGGAGGCAGCGGCAGCAAGAGCGACAAGGAGAACUCGCAGAAGGGCACGCCCACGCCGCCCCAAAUCACGCCCAGCUACCAGGGACUCACCGCCGAGGACUCCAACACCUGUUUCUCCGUCGUGUCCGACAGCCAGGGCGCCGACUUCGUGUCGAGCAUGCCCUUCUCCGAGGACUCGAACUCGCAGGGCAGCGAUGGACCCGUGAAGCGGCUGAAGACGAGCGACUAGCCAAACAUUCGCAGCCACAGCGCCUACAGCAGCAGCAGCAACUAACUAAGAGCCCUAGUUAAGUUAGAUUAGCACCGACAGCAGC